Messenger RNA from Tachysurus fulvidraco (yellow catfish), 1916 nucleotides. Its product is annotated as cell adhesion molecule 1-like. Bases 614 to 1378 code for a protein of 254 amino acids. The transcript has 7 exons. The record is from RefSeq and is a predicted model, not a curated record. Lineage: Eukaryota; Metazoa; Chordata; Actinopteri; Siluriformes; Bagridae. Gene Ontology annotation, cellular component: adherens junction. Gene Ontology annotation, biological process: heterophilic cell-cell adhesion; homophilic cell-cell adhesion.
UCUGUCGGCACGAAACGAGGUGAGCCCAUCUUGCUGAAUGGUGGCAUCCGGAAUUCUGUCACUGAGCCACGUCUCAGCGAAAACAAAGACGCAGCAGUUUCUAAACCCUUGCCGUGUAGUGCGUUCGAGUCGGAUGUUGUCCAGGGAGCAAACAUUGGAGAGUAGAAUGGACGGGAGAGCUGGCCAGCUAGGUUUAGUUUUUAGCCUUUAGCCGCAUCCUCACGCACUGCUUUCGGCGUCCCCGGUUCUGGUCCCCAGUAUCAGGUGACGCCGAGCACAUCAUCGUGCAGCCAUAAAGGUCAUUGGUCAGGAUGUGUCUGUAACAGCAGGAGAUGAUGCGCAGUUAUUCUGUGAAGCGAUCGAGACAACAGAGCCUCUAACAACAAUUAGGUGGCAAAGACGAACAAAGAAAAAGCCAACAAAUACAGAUUUUCUGGUUAUCACUUCCAGUGGCAAAGAAGAACAUAUUAACGGACUGAGGGGCCGAGUAAAAUUUUCAGGAAACUUAGCAGGACUGGACGGCUCAAUUCUUCUAAGUAAUGUUACUCUUUUAGAUGAAGGAAUCUACACCUGCAUCUUCAGCAUAUUUCCAAGUGGACCAUAUAAAACAGCAAUGCGUCUCAGAGUACAAGUUCCUCCUGUUGUCACUUUGGGCACUGAUGUUCCUGCUGUUGCUGGAGACACUGAAGGGAUUUUAGCAACCUGCACUGCAGCCAAUGCAAAGCCUGAAGCAGAAGUGUCAUGGAGUCUGGGUGCUUUAAACAACACAGUGAAAGUACAAAAUACUGUCACUGUGGACUCUGAAGAUAGAUACACUGUUAAAAGCAACCUGAUUGGAACUGCAUCUAAAGAUCUAAACCAGAAGAAGGUUCAGUGUGUAGUCACACACCCUGGCCUAAAGCAGAAACUGGAACUGAAUUACACAUUGGAUAUUCACUAUCCUCCUCAGGUGGUUUAUAUUAGUUCAGCAGGUGAUCAAGGGGAAACCUGUGAAUUUCUGUGUGCCACAGACGCUAAUCCAAAACCUACAAACUUUACCUGGGGCAGAUAUUUUCCAGUGAACGAGACUCUUUCCAUUGGUGUUAAUAGCAAACUGAUUGUUCCACUGACCCCUGAUAGUAAUGGACCUUACUAUUGUUUGGCGUCUAACCAAUACGGGGAAGCUGUUGGUUCCCUCUAUAUGCAUGUUAAAACAUCUACAGAAUCCAAUGCCUGUUGGACUCUGUUCAUCCUGACCCUCGUUUCUGUUUGCUGUUUUUUUUUUUGGAAAUUUGAAUUGUUUCAGCGUGUUAAUAAAAUACUGAGGCAUGAUAUCGGUCAAUCUGUGCCCAAUGAAUCUUCAGACCACGAAGAGGUCUGUGUGAAAUCCUUUAUUUAAAUCUCUAUGGUCUUGUUUUGCUCACCCAUGUUGGUGAUUACAUGGAAGAUGUUUUUUUUUUCUUAGGAGCAUUGAUACAUGAACCAAACCUCUCUACUGGGACCAUACCUUGCCGUGGCAUACCUUCAAGUGAGGAGAAAACCAAAUGGUCCCACAGGCUUUGUAACAUAAAGGUCCAGUUUAUAAGGUUGUUGACUGAUCUGCUGUCAUGAGCAUGAUCUUUCAACAGGACUACAAGCAGGUCUAAAAAAUUUCUGUAUCGAGAGGAAGACACCAAGGCAUAUGAAACAAGACGACGUCACAAACAUAACUUCUUUUAACAUUUCCUCAAGAGAGUAAACCUGGAUGCUUAUUACAGAAAAUUUCAUCUCAUCCUACUGCAGAACUGGGUGAAGCCAAUUCUAGCAGAUGAGUGACUCUACAGACCAUUUAAAGUAGAUAAAGCUAACAUCAGGUAGAGUUUUGGUAAGUUUGGACCGAUUUAAGAUGACACCAGCUAGUCCCUUUUCACAGGGAAUACAUCCAACAGUUACAAUAA